Anisakis simplex (herring worm) is the source of this 243-nucleotide messenger RNA. NCBI's taxonomy places the organism in Eukaryota, Metazoa, Nematoda, Chromadorea, Rhabditida, Anisakidae. The record is from the annotation of a GenBank genome assembly.
AUGAAUCGACGAGAAAUUCGAAUGCCCGCAAAUGUGAAGCAAUUAUUGGAUGGUUUAUGUGAUAAUAUCUGUAAGCGUUUGCAGUCCGAUCGUGCCCAGCAAAAUAAAAUUCAAAGAGAAGAGAAAAUGCGUAAACUCUUACUAUCAGAAGGUGAGAAAUUGCGUAGAAAGCAAAUAGUGAAAUCUGAGCAAAUGAAACUGAUCAAAUCAGCAAAUGUUGGCGGUGAUAUGAACCAACAAUAA